ACUUGCGCUACUGUCUCAACCUCUCAACUACAUCUCUCCCUACAUCUCACCACCACUCCUUUUGUGCCUUGUUUUUUGCUUCUCUUCAGCCUUGUCUUUUGCGAGAAGUUUCUGUAUUUCUCUUGCUUCCUAUAGAUAGCGCCUUCGAACGUCGACUAACAGCAUAAAUCAAUGCCAUCUUACCUACUAAUCCCAUCAGUCAUUUAGUCAUUCCGCACUGGUCACUCCGCUUGGCUCGAGACCCAGAUUGCGAGUGAGGCGAGUGCUGUCCACUCUUCACACACAUCGAUCAUAAUGCGAUCAAAGUUACCGGUGCAGCUCUACCUAGCCACCCUGCUCUCGUUAUCGGUGUCUGCAGCUGUAGCACAGAGCAACUAUUCCGACACCCGCGUUAUAUCUCCGCUCUUCAAUGCUUUCGAUAAACGCCCAGACGAUUGCCCACCAUGUUUUAACUGCCAAUUAGAUGCCUUUCAAUGUGCUCAAUUUGCUUCCUGCGAUAAUCUGUCCGGCAAGUGCGUAUGUCCGCCUGGGUAUGCUGGCGAGGACUGCUCGAAGCCGACAUGUGGAUCAUUGGCCGAUGGCCAUGAGAGGACCCCACGGACAGACAAGUACUGUAACUGCAAAGAUGGCUGGGGCGGCAUCAACUGCAAUGUGUGCCAGAACGAUGACGUUUGCAAUGCCAUGAUGCCUGAAGGCGAAGGGGGUGUCUGUUAUAGCCAAGGUGUCACGGUCAAGGAAAAUUUCCAGAUGUGUGAUGUCACCAACCGCAAAAUCCUCGAUCAACUUAAGGAGAAGAAGCCCCAGGUGACGUUUUCCUGUAAGGCAGAGGAUCAUUCCUGCAAUUUCCAAUUCUGGGUGGACCAGGUGGAAUCGUUUUAUUGUGGUCUAGAUACCUGCGAAUGGGGCCUAGAAACCACCCACGACCGGAACAGAACUCACUACAAAUGUGAGAAUAUCAAGUGCAAGUGCAUUCCAGGCCGCAUGCUCUGUGGAGAAGAGGGCUCGAUUGAUAUCGGCGAUUUCCUCGACCAGUCCAUCCAAGGUCCUGCAUCCUUUACGUCUGUGUCUACCAACGGUGGCAGUGCGAAUGACGGGAGCAAGUUCCAGGAACCCGCCAUGGAUAACUUGAUCAAGAGCGUUUUCGGGGACGAAAGUAUCUUCCUGAACUGUCAGUCUGGAGAGUGCUUGUACAAAACAGAUGUACCUGGAUACACGCGCCCCGUAAAACAAAUCAACACACCCCUCAUCGCUGGAGUUAUCGCUGGUUGUGCACUCUUUGUUGUGGCGGUAAUCCUGACCGUGUGGUACUUAUCACGCAGAUCGUAUCGGGGACGUAUUCAGUUGCCUCUCUCCGAUGAUUCGGAUGAUGAGGCCACCAAACUCUUGACGGAUCACAAGCCAGCGGCGCUAUAUUGGGAUAAUGUGUCUUAUUACUUGAAUGGAAAGGAAAUACUUUCUGGUAUUCAAGGUGUCUCGCAGCCAGGCCAGAUUACAGCCAUCAUGGGAGCUUCAGGUGCGGGAAAAACGACAUUCCUUGAUAUUCUUGCCCGAAAAAACAAGCGGGGUGCAGUCCGCGGUGACUUUUAUAUCAAUGGAGAAAAGGUCAAUGACCAUGAUUUCAAGAGCACGAUAGGAUUUGUCGAUCAGGAAGACACCAUGCUCCCCACCCUAACUGUACAUGAAACGAUCCUGACGAGCGCACUACUACGGCUUCCCCGGGACAUGAGUCGAGCAGCCAAAGAGCAGCGAGUGUUUGAGGUUGAAAAGCAGCUUGGUAUCCAUCAUAUCAGGGACCAGUUAAUUGGCUCAGAAGAAGGAAAAGGCCGUGGUAUCUCUGGUGGCGAGAAGCGCCGAGUGGGAAUCGCCUGCGAACUGGUCACUAGCCCUAGCAUUCUCUUUCUGGAUGAGCCCACUAGCGGAUUGGACGCUUACAAUGCAUUCAAUGUAGUUGAAUGUCUGGUGACCCUAGCGAAGACUUAUAAUCGGACCGUCAUCUUUACUAUUCAUCAACCGCGAUCCAACAUCGUUGCGCUAUUCGACCGACUUGUUCUCCUGGCACAUGGGAAGACUGUAUACUCGGGUCCUUUUUCCACAUGCCAGCAGUACUUCGACAAUUCCGGAUAUUCUUGCCCUCCUGGAUUUAAUAUUGCUGAUUAUCUCGUGGAUCUCACGAUGCAUGCCAGCGUCACCCGGUCCCAUACCGACGAGGUCGUCUCUCCGUUGUUAGACGUGCGCUCAGACCCACCCAAGACUGCAUCAAGCAGCUUGCGGGCUGUCAAGUCAGUUGCUAGUGCAUCAAACGCAAGUAUCGAGGAUAAUUCUAGUAGCACACUAGAGGCCAAUCGAAGGCCGAAGAAUGGCCGCCGGGUCUCUCUCAAGCAACGCCAAGAUACGCAACUAUAUUCCCGGAAGAAAGAUCGUGAACGUCCUGCCACCCCCAAAACAGAUGAGGAAGAUGUAGGUGAUGUGGCGGAGAACCCUCAGCAAUGGUUACGCCUUUCUCGUCAGCCGGGCCAUGUUCCACCCCAGAUCCUUGACGACCCUGAUGAGUUACCUCCAAUUGCACCAGGUCAAACUGAUCUCGACAUCUUGGUUGCCAACUAUUCCAGCUCAGACGUUGCUCGUUCCGUGAAUGACGAAAUCGUAGCAGCCGUUCAGCAUGCUCGUACCGCGAAUGGUUCGGCCAACUCAGACAUCCUCUCAGGGGCCCCUAUCAGUACACCCAAGAGCUAUGCUAGGGUCGGCCUGUUCCGUCAGUUUCUCAUUCUGUCUCAGCGGACUUGGCGGAACCUGUACCGGAAUCCAAUGCUGAUGCUAACUCAUUAUGCCAUCUCUAUUCUACUCGCUGUGCUGUGCGGAUACCUGUUUUAUGGAUUGACAGACGAUAUCAAAGGUUUCCAAAAUCGUUUGGGUCUUUUUUUCUUCGUCCUCGCCUUAUUCGGAUUCAGUACACUCACUAGCCUCACGGUUUUCUCAGCAGAGCGACUCCUAUUUGUCCGUGAACGGGCGAAUGGCUACUAUCACCCUGUUACGUACUUUGCGGCUAAGGUGGUAUUCGACAUUGUGCCUCUGCGACUCCUGCCCCCGGUGAUCAUGGGGGUGAUCGUGUAUCCCAUGACCGGACUGAUCCCGGCAUGGCCAGAGUUCCUCCGAUUUAUCUUGGUACUUGUCCUCUUCAACCUUGCAGCUGCCAACAUCUGUCUUUUCAUCGGUAUCGUCUUCCGCGAUGGAGGAGUGGCCAAUUUGAUUGGCAGUUUGGUGAUGCUCUUCAGUCUGUUGUUUGCUGGUCUAUUACUCAACCACGAUGCAAUUCCUAAGUCCGCUUUGUGGCUACAAACUCUGUCCAUCUUCCACUACGGCUUCGAGGCGUUGAUUGUCAACGAAGUGACGUUCCUCACGUUGAUCGACCAUAAGUAUGGGCUAGACAUUGAGGUUCCAGGGGCCUCCAUCCUGAGCGCUUUCGGGUUCGAUACUUUGGCGUUUUGGAAGGAUGUUAUUGGACUGGGUAUAAUCUCCGGGGCGUUCAUCGUGAUUGCCUACGGAGCGAUGCAUGUUUUCCUCGUUGAGAAGCGGUAGUCACGUAAUGAAUGCAUCACGCUUCGUCUAAUUUACGUUCGGCGAGACUGGUGUUAUUCUUGACCAUUAUUGUUUGGUGUUGAGUGGUGACAAGAUAUUGUAUCAUGUUC
Aspergillus pseudotamarii is the source of this 3686-nucleotide messenger RNA. RefSeq names its product putative ATP-dependent permease ADP1. Gene Ontology annotation, cellular component: membrane. Gene Ontology annotation, molecular function: ATP hydrolysis activity; ABC-type transporter activity; ATP binding. NCBI's taxonomy places the organism in Eukaryota, Fungi, Ascomycota, Eurotiomycetes, Eurotiales, Aspergillaceae. Bases 295 to 3576 code for a protein of 1093 amino acids. The transcript has 3 exons. The record is from RefSeq and is a predicted model, not a curated record.